GAUGCGUGAAUCGGGAUGUACCACCUCCUACUGCACAGAAUCCCUAUUCCCAUUAUUCCUGAGAGUCGCCCACCGCACAAAUCUAGUUUGUCGAGAGUUGGUAUGAAUCAGCUCAACUGCGUCCAAAUGGACGGCGGUGGAGUGGACUCCGACGGCCGCCAAUUCAAGAGCGCGGAGGAGAUGUGGCGGGAAGCGGUGGGGGACGGCGACCCCCUCAAGAAAUCGCAGUGGUAUUCGCAGGGCGUCGGCUAUUGGCAGGGUGUGGAGGCGACGGUGGAUGGAGUGCUGGGAGGGUAUGGGCAUGUGAAUAAACCUGAUAUAGAAGGUAGUGAGGCAUUCUUGAACUUGAUUUUGGCUGAAAGAUUUCCUGAUGCUGGCAGUGAAAGACGUCUUAAUACUCUUGAUUGUGUCUCCGGGAUUGGAAGGGUCACCAAGAAUCUUCUUAUAAGAUAUUUUAAUGAGGGUGGUCUCAGACCUGGUGGGCUGUUUAUUUUGAAGGAGAACAUUGCAAGAAAUGGUUUCGUGUUGGAUAAUCAAGACAAGAGCAUUACGAUAUCCGACUUGUACUUCAAGCAGCUCUUCAAACAAUGUGGUCUACACAUUCUCAAGAUGAAGGAUCAAAAAGGAUUCCCCAAUGAAUUAUUUGCUGUAAAGAUCGAUGUAUGCAUUAACGACUGAUCUGCCGAAGAAAACUAAGACUUCGAAAUCAAAAAGACAAGUCAACAGACCUGGCAUCAUCAGAUAAGAGUGAAGGGAUGAAGAUACCAUUUCUCAAGAGUUUUUACCAGAUAUUAAUAUUUAAAACUCCAUUAAUUCUGUGUGCUUCUUUCACUCAUAUCGUCCACAUUUCCAGUUCACAAUA
This is a messenger RNA of Salvia miltiorrhiza (redroot sage), 862 nucleotides long. RefSeq names its product alpha N-terminal protein methyltransferase 1-like. The coding region runs from base 16 to 678 and encodes 220 amino acids. The record is from RefSeq and is a predicted model, not a curated record. Gene Ontology annotation, molecular function: methyltransferase activity. Gene Ontology annotation, biological process: N-terminal protein amino acid methylation. Gene Ontology annotation, cellular component: cytoplasm. NCBI's taxonomy places the organism in Eukaryota, Viridiplantae, Streptophyta, Magnoliopsida, Lamiales, Lamiaceae. The transcript is spliced from 6 exons.